Molecule: messenger RNA, 1049 nt
Organism: Phalacrocorax carbo (great cormorant)
Lineage: Eukaryota; Metazoa; Chordata; Aves; Suliformes; Phalacrocoracidae
Source: RefSeq, a predicted model, not a curated record
CCCCGUGGCCAUGACACCAGGCCCCGCCCGGGCCUCCUCCGUCGCCAUGGCAACACCAGGCCGGGCAGGCGACGCCAUCUUAAGACCGGGCACAGCGGCCUCGUCUCCUCCCCCUUUCCAGCCCCCUCGCUUCCGGUCACCUGCCAAUCAUUCGGGCGGCGCGCCAGCGACUUCCGGCGAGGUGGCCAAUCGUGGCGGCGGCUGCGGGGAGCCACGUGACGCGGAAGCGGAAGUAGGAGACGUGGAGAUGGAGCCGGACGGGGCGACACGGCACCCCCCCAAACGCCGGUUACCGGCCACGGCGCCUCGUAUGGCGGAUCCGCACCCUCUCUUCGGUGAUACCAGCGCGGCGGGGGGCGGCGGGGCCCAACCGGGCCGGGGUUACGGGGCUCCCCCGGCCGCCGCCGCCGCCUCCUCCCCGUACCCACCGGCCGCGGCCUUCCUGGGCGAGCCGGUGUCCAGCCUGGCCAUGGCCUACGGGAGCAGCUUGGCCAGCCAGGGCCGCGACAUCAUGGACCGUAACGUGAGUGGGGGGGGGACGCGACACGGGGGGGCUCCGUGGCCGGUUACCGGGACCCCUCACGGCCCUUUAACUCUCCGCCGCCUGUUGCUCGACCGGUUCAUCCCCGUGGGGCGGCUGAAGUAUUAUUUCGCCGUGGACACCGCGUACGUGGGGAGGAAACUGGGGAUUCUCAUCUUUCCCUUCGCGCAUCAGGACUGGCAGGUGCGGUACCAGCAGGACACCCCCGUCGCCCCCCGCUUCGACGUCAACGCCCCCGAUCUCUACAUCCCAACGAUGGCCUUCAUCACCUACAUCCUCGUCGCCUGCUUGGUGCUGGGCACCCAAAACAGGUUCUCCCCCGACAGCCUGGGCUUGCAGGCGAGCUCGGCGCUGGCCUGGCUCAUCGUGGAGGUUCUGGCCAUCCUCCUCAGCCUCUACCUCCUCGCCGUCAACACCAGCCUCACCACCAUCGACCUCAUCGCCUUCAUCGGCUACAAAUAUGUGGGGUGAGAGGGUUGGUUUUUUUAGGGGGGGUGGGUUAGAAAAA